Messenger RNA from Drosophila subobscura, 525 nucleotides. RefSeq lists its product as uncharacterized. The transcript is spliced from 2 exons. The record is from RefSeq and is a predicted model, not a curated record. Bases 46 to 429 code for a protein of 127 amino acids. Lineage: Eukaryota; Metazoa; Arthropoda; Insecta; Diptera; Drosophilidae.
UUUGAUUUCGCCUUCAAAAUUCAGUAAGCAAUUAAAAAAAUAAUAAUGGGGCUUUGGAGCUAUUUUGGGAGUGUGAAAAGCUGGACAGCGGACCACAUCUGGCGACCUGUGACGCCCAUAGCACCUCAAGAAGCGGUGGUGCCGCCCAAUUUGGGCGAAGACAUACGACAGGUGGUGAAUGACAAGGGCUUCGAGAAUGCCUACGAAACGGCUGCACCAUUUCUGAUGGCUGGCUUGGGCUGCUGGCCGGGCUAUUGGAUAUUCCGAGGACUCGACUAUCACACGCACAGGGCGCACAUUCCAUUACCCAUCUACAUAAAUCAGACCUUUUAUCAGGCCAAAAUAUUGCAAUUUCUCAUCAUUCUCGCUGGCACCUUUACCGUGCUCAACAGCCAGCGCAGAAAGCGUUCGAAGAUGGUUGAAACAUAAAUUGAAAUUUCAGCUCCCAAAAGAUGCAACAGAAGCCCCCAAACAUACAUUUUGGCUACAGCUUAAGAAUGCUUCCGUUUGGAUACACCCCGCAUA